AUGACUGACAGAUUAAAGCAACAGAGAGUAAGAAGUCGGGAGGGGAGAGGAGAGGAGAGGAGAGGAGAGGAGAGGAGAGGAGAGGAGAGGAGAGGAGAGGAGAGGAGAGGAGAGGAGAGGAGAGGAGAGGAGAGGAGAGGAGAGGAGAGGAGAGGAGAGGAGAGGAACCAAAUUAAAGGUGUCCUUAUUUAGAACUGUGCCACUGUGCUUGUCCCCAACAUUUAAUGACCAUCAGAGGAACGAGAGAGGCAGGGGCGUGUUGGUGACCUUUCUGGGCUGAACAGUACACUGUCUUGGUUUGAUAUACAGUACCCUGGUCUGAAUGAGAGCAUUGUUUGUUGAAGGAGAAUCCUCUUGAAAAAGGAUGUGAAUGUAAUCAUAAGCCAAACUGAUAGGCUACCUGUUUGGCUCCAAGCUAUGGUCACAUUCACCUAGGUCUACAAUUACCAUAUGCAUGAAUUUAAAAAAAAUGUCCAUAAUGAUGGGUGUCCAUUAAUUGUUUUUCAUUGGUUACAUCAUGUUUUUUUGUUGAAUGUUUUUUGAAAACUGACCUCUCUCUCUCUCCGUCUCUUUUUUGCCUCUCCAGUCACAGAUGAAGACACUGUCAAGAGAUACUACGCCAAGUUUGAGGAGAAGUUUUUUCAGAAUUGUGAGAAGGAGCUUUUGAAGAUCAACACAUUUUAUUCAGGUAGGCUUAUUUGAUGGAGCAGUACUGCAAUGCUAUGCUAUGCUAUGCAAGUUUGUCUCUCUGACUAAGUGAGACCACCCCUUUCAUUUGCUGUGAGCGUCUACAGUUUUUCCACUCACAGUAACUUAUAAUGCCAUAAUAACUAAUGCCUGCAGUGCAAUGGGAGUAGCCAGUAAUUGCCUUGACAUCUUGCACAUACGGUUGUCAUGUUGAGUGAUAAGCUUUACUUGGGUGCCAACUACGUGAUGUUUUGUCUAAUGUGGGCACUUUGAUUUAAGCAUGGCUGACCAAAUUAGGAAAGGAGGCUUGGUUUAUUUCAGGAAGAGAGUAUGUAUACCUCAUGUAGUAAAAUGAGAUGUCAGAUAGACUACUUCGUGAACCACUGAGAUAUCAGGAAAUGUUGCUGCCCCUAGAGGCUGUUUGUAGAAAUGCAUUUAAUGGGUUGAUGCUGCCUGGCAACAUGGACAUUCGAUAUAUUCUGAAUCUCGUUACCACUGAGCACAUACUUUAUUGGUAAUGGUACGAGUUUGACAGGAAGCCAUCAAAGUAUACAAAAAGUGCAUUCAUUAGUGUCUACUUUAAUUUGCCUUUCCUUAAAGUCUGAAAGACUUUUAAACUCCCUAUUUUUCUUCUCCAAUAAACCUCCCCUCCCCCCCUCCCCUCCCCUCCCCCUCCCCUCCCCUCCCCUCCCCUCCCCUCCCAUCCCAUCCCCUCCCAUCCCCUUCAGAGUUGAGGCUUUGCCAGAAGCUGAAAUAAACUCCUGGUUGGACUGCCAAAGAGAACUGGCACUCUGAUCAACAUCCUGUUGCUCCUCGCGUUUAUCUCCCCUGAUAAACAAUGAUAUCCCAUCACUGUUGCUCACUAAGCACAUCCAGCAGACUGAGUCUGAGUCACAUCAUGGCUAGACAUCUGGCUUUAUUAGAAUAAAUCUGUCUCAAUUCAGAUUAUAGUGAAAUCUAUAGUGAUGGUUGUUUUCAGCAGUGUUAGUUCUUAUUGGCAGUCUUGUAGCCAAGCCACAGUCAGUCACUUCACUCUCAGACUCCAGACUGCAGCAUCAUAAUCUCUCAUUUUCUACACCUGGAUGUGUUGUAUAUCCGUCUAGCCGGAUGUUGGGAUGAAACAAGCAAUUACUGAAUCUUGUUGGACAGACAUCGUUAUCUCCCUCUUUUCAUGUCUUGUUCAAAGUGUGAGCUUUACAUAAGAGAGUCCUCGCCUCCGCAGAGCGCUGUAGCAAGCAGCUUCCCUCUUCUGAAAGGGUCAUCGACCCCAUUAAGUGAUCCUGGAGCAGUGCAUUUAACUAUAUGCCAGUGAGAAAAACCAAGGCACAACACAGUCUCUGUUAAAUGCUGUCACAAUAUCUAAAAUAUUUGUAUGUAUCCUCAGAUAUAGACUCCAGAGACAAUAUUUUACCUGUGGCUGAUCCUGGCAAAACUCAGACAUUAAGACUUAUUUUAGCCUCUUCAGCCUGCGUACCAGUCUGACAUCUUUGUCUGUACACACAAAUCUACCCAGGCUUCAUUUCUUCCAAUUUAGGUAAAGUAUGUGUGUCUUGACUUUCUCACGCCUCAUGUUAUGUCAUGACUUGAUCCAUGCAGAGCAGCAGAUAGGAGACCCUCUGGACAGGGUAGAUAGUGUCAGUGACAUAAUCUACUGUUAUCCUGUGAGGGAUUACUCUAAUUUUAGCCAUCAAAAGAACAGGCAUUCCUGUGAGUCAGGUAAUGUGAAAUUCAGAGGCUGAGUGUGCAACUGACCGUUAAAGUAACCAUUGAACCCACUGCACCUAACAUAACACCCCUGUCCUCACUGAUCGACCGUGGGGAACAUGAGACGGUGCUUGGUCAUUGUCACAAACACAUGCAGGCAGGGCCUCUCUGCCCUGCCGUUGACCAGGUGGCCUAGUUGUGAAUCAGGACUGAAAAGGUAUAUUCCAGAACCCUAUCUCCAGCCUUGGCCUAUGAAUAGGAUGUGGUGGGGUGCAGAGUGCAGACCCAGGCGGAGGGGACAGUGGAGGAUAUGUGCCAAAGCCGGGCUCGAGGAGUUCAGUCCAGGAAUGUGUUAGUGGGACUGGGGUGGGGGAGGCUGGGGGAGAAUGUGGGCCAUGUUCCAGAUCAACUCAGGUUCCCCCCUGCCCUGCUGCUGUCUCUCUCUCAGGAGGGAAAUUAACCCUGUCAUGACCCUGGUAAUGGGCCUGCCGAGGGCUGCAUUUACACGUCUGCAGAACAUAAUACUCCCCUUUCCACUUCCCUGUAAUGGAGAGGAGGGCAAGGAGAAGUGUGUUUACCUCUGGCUGGAUUUACUGCAGGCCUGUUAAUGAAACCUAAUGUUUCUGACAGUCUCAGUGCAGUAGACGUUACUCUCAAAACCACUAGAACUAUCCACAAGACAUCAGCAGAGUGAAAUCAGAUCUGUCUUUGUCAUAAUGCCAUGACACUGUUCCUCACUCGGUUGUUCUACAUACCUCCUUCCCUCCUGCAGAGAAACUUGCUGAAGCCCAGAGGCGUUUCGCCACCCUGCAGAAUGAGCUGCAGUCUUCUCUGGAUGCGCAGCGCGAGAGCAAUGCGCCAGGUCUGCGGAAACGCAAGACAGUGUUCCACCUUUCCCAGGAGGAGCGUUGCAAACACCGCAACAUCAAGGACCUGCAGCUGGCCUUCUCCGAGUUCUACCUCAGCCUCAUCCUACUGCAGAACUACCAGGUUGGUACCCUUAACCCUAAACCCUACACACUACCCAUAUGUACUACCUCAGCCUCAUCCUGAUGCAGGACUACCAGGUUGGUACCCUUAAUCCUAAACCCGAAAACACUACCCCUAGAUACUACCUCAGUCUCAUCCUGAUGCUGAACUAACAGGUGAAACAGUCAGCCUAUCCACACCCUCUCAUCUUUCUGUUUGAUGCUGCAUCAAAUGUCUCUCUGCAUCUCACAAUCCCUCAAUCCACCUCUCUCUAGUGGUGUGUCCAUUUCUUUCUCCGUGUCUCUCUUUAUCUUAGCAGUUUAGUUUAUCUCAACCGUUUAGUCGUUGUCUCAUGUUGCCUCUCUGCAUCUCUUGCUCAGACUUAAGCCCAGGAUUUGUCUUUCUCCCAGAAUCUGAACUUCACAGGUUUCCGUAAGAUCCUGAAGAAGCAUGAUAAGAUCCUGGAGACUCCCCGUGGGGCUGACUGGCGCGUGGCCCACGUGGAGGUGGCCCCCUUCUACACCUGUAAGAAGAUCACCCAGCUCAUUUCUGAGACUGAGGUAUGUAUGGAACAGAAGCCCCUGGCUGUGGUGGUCAAGCGUUGUUUAGGUUGAUGUUCAUUCUUGACAACAGUGUAUACUCCAUCAUCUCUUUUAACCACAAAACUGCUAAUUCUGGCAAAAUCGGAUCCUGGUCUUUGACUUUUACUCUUGUAUUGCAUUUGAACUUGUUCCUGGAUGAACAGUAAAGACGUGUGUGUUGUGUUUGACAGGCUCUGGUGACCACAGAGCUGGAGGGAGGGGACCGUCAGAAGGCCAUGAAGAGGCUGAGAGUGCCUCCACUGGGGGCAGCACAGGUGAGAGAGACUGCACCACAGGCUUACUAGAGUGUGUAUGUUAGUUAGUGGACAAUUAACCAAUUAGAUCAUUCCCGCCAUAAUUCCCUGCCAGCGCCAGAAUCUCAUCAACAUAAACCUAGUAUGGUAGAGUGACACACUUCCUGCUCUUCAUCUCCUUCCUGCUGUGUGUGUAUAUAUGUAUGUGACACACACACCCUAUUCAACCCCACAGUAUUGAUACUGUAAGAGGCUCUCCAAACUAGACUGGACAAAUAGCUUUUCCACAGGGGAUGAGAGAGAGAGAGGGCUGGAGAGAGUGCUUCACAUCCCCUGUCACAUAUCCUUUAGAUUUAUAGCUGUAUUAAUAUUAAUGUCAUGUCCACCCUGAAUUAUGCCAGAUCCAUAUUGCUUGUCCAGAUUCCUGUGGGCAUCUUUAUAUGAAAUGUAUUUUUAGCACAUCCAAAAGUACUUGACAAUAACACACUUUAAUGUAAGGACUCGUCCUAUAAGGUGCAUUGAACAAGGAACAGGUGAACUGGAUUCUGUGAAUGGUUUCAGCUUCCCUGGAUAAGUGUGUCUAUCUGUCAAGCUAAAUGAAUUAGUAACUGCCUAGCGUGGUUCUCCAGCUGUGUGCCUGACAACAUUACAGUAGAGCAGAGAAGACGGGCGGUCACACAGGCCUAGUAACUGGUAAUUUCUCAUCUCUGUCAUUCUCUGCUUUUCCUUCCUGCAGCCUGCUCUAGCCUGGACUACCUUCCGCGUUGGCCUGUACUGUGGGGUCUUCAUAGUCCUCGCUAUCUCCUUCAUCCUCACUGGUACGUUCACACACAACCAUGCUAAUUAGGUAUUUUUACUGGGGGAUUAACAGAUACACAGGAAAUGGGGCUUUGCCAUUAGUGGGGAGCUCAAGUUAGUUGUACAUACUGUAUUUUAUAACAGGACUCUAGCCUCAGAUAUUUUGAUGGAGAAUUAGAUGAUUUAAUUGCUAAUAUUUGCAGGUGCUGUACUCAUCCGGUAUGAAAACGUGUGGCCUCUGGUGCGUAUCUACCGCGGUGGCUUCCUGCUGAUCGAGUUCCUCUUCCUGUUGGGCAUUAACACGUACGGCUGGCGCCAGGCGGGGGUCAACCACGUGCUCAUCUUUGAGCUGAACCCUCGAAGCAACCUCUCCCACCAGCACCUGUUUGAGGUAAGGGAGAGGGGAGAACCAGGGGAUGCAAAAGGACAAUAACAAGAAUACAGCCAGACAGUAUACUGAAAGAACUAGUGGAAAUAAUAGAGAGAAAAAAUGAUCUUGUGUGACCACUAGAGAGAGAAUUAGCUGAAUAAGGGAAAUGAAAAAUUGUCAAUAAUCAAUACUAAUCUGAUGACUUGCACUAUGUUUUUUUCUGAUCAUAUUAUCAAGGACAAUUUAUAUACAGCUUUAUAAAUGUAGUUUAAUAAAAAUCUAUUGAGUGUUUGAUGGCUUUAUCUAUUUAAUUAUUCCCUAGAUUGCAGGGUUCCUGGGGGUGCUGUGGUGUAUGAGUAUCCUGUCCUGUCUGUACUCUGAGUACACCCUGCUGCCCAUGCAGGUCAACCCCCUCAUCCUCUACGGCUUCAUGCUCCUCUUCCUCAUCAACCCCUUCAAGACUGGCUACUACAAGUCCCGCUUCUGGCUGCUCAAACUGCUGGUGAGCUCCUUCUCCACUGGGACUACUGUAUUAUAAUGAUGAAAUGAUAUCAGUACAAUGAAACCCGACUCAACUGGUGUUUGUGUGUACAACACUGUAUUUGAUAUCUAUCUCUCAUACUCUACUGUGCUUUGUUGUAUUCGGCUUAUUUCUUCUUUGUCUGAUGUUUGCUGGCUAGGGGGAUGGGGAUGGUUGGAGGGUAGGAGGAUUCUGUGUGUGUGUGUGUGUGUGUGUGUGUGUGUGUGUGUGUGUGUGUGUGUGUGUGUGUGUGUGUGUGUGUGUGUGUGUGUGUGUGUGUGUGUGUGUGUGUGUGUGUGUGUGUGUGUGUGUGUGUGUGUGUGUGUGUGUGUGUGUGUGUGUGUGUGUGUGUGUGUGUGUGUGUGUGUGUGUGUGUGUGAGACAGAGGCCAGUGGGGUGAGGGAUAAUAGAAUGCAGGCGGGUCCCUGGGGAUGUGACGGCUGUGACUGUGCAAUCAUUACAGGGAUGGAUCCAUCAGUAUGCUGCUCCUCCAAUCCUCCCAAUCCCUUCCCUUAGUUACCCAGCCCCCCGAGCCAUUCCACAGCCCUCUCCAGCUCUGAUUGGGCUCCACUGGGGCCUGUGCACCAUCCUAGAGAGCCACACACCCACACUGAACACAGGCACUAACCAGAGGACAAACAUAUAAUCAGGGAACAAAUCGAAACAGAUUGCCUGGUGUGUUUGUUUACACAAUGAAUACAUUUUGAAGAAGGUUUAUCUUCUGGAUGUCUAGAAUUUCAGUGUAUGGAGAUGGUGUGGAGAUCAAUAGGGACAUAGAUUGCCAGGUAGAAAUCUUGAAUUAGCUCACAUAUAUAACAGGAUGAAUCAAUACUGUUUGACAUUUGCAACAAUCUGGGACUGGUUGAGACCGCCUAGUGAUGCAGUGUAGCCUACAGAGAGAUGGGCUUGUGAAAUGUCAGGCUAGCCCUGGAGGCAAGCGGGGGAGAGUAUCAUUCCCAUUCACCCACAGUCUCAUUCGCAGACCCGUGAUAACAUGAUCCAGUCCCAACAGAAACCAUACCCAAAACACUAGUUAACCCAAUCAUAUUAAGCUAAAUCAAAUCAAUCUGCUCCAGGGGCAUGGCUCUGCCGUUGAUCCUGUGCUGCUCCCAGACUGUCAUGUUUGUGCAUGUGUGGUGUGUCGGAUUGGAUAAUGUGUCAGCAAAAAUGGAAUUUGUCUGCAAAUGGGAAAAAAAAAUGUUCUACUACUUCACCAACCAUUCACAAAAUGUGAGCCCAUAUUUACCUACCUAAGCAGUACCUCUCAAUGAGGGGCAAACUAUUGCUGGUGUGGCAAUAGCCCUGUUGAAUGAGUGACAGGUUGACACAUUAGGCUUUCCAUAGGUAUCCACCAGUUCAUUUACUGUAGGGAGAUACUAGGACUGCUGGCUGCUGCAGGGCUCAUGACCUCAACACGUCCCAGCUCAUUUGGAGAGUAGCUUCCUGUUCUUCUCUGCCCUCUCGUCUUCCACUACUCUAAUUAAGCAAUAAGGCCCGAGGGGGUGUGGUACAGUGGGGAAAAAAAGUAUUUAGUCAGCCACCAAUUGUGCAAGUUCUCCCACUUAAAAAGAUGAGAGAGGCCUGUAAUUUUCAUCAUAGGUACACGUCAACUAUGACAGACAAAAUGGAGAGAAAAAAAUCCAGAAAAUCACAUUGUAGGAUUUUUUAUGAAUUUAUUUGCAAAUUAUGGUGGAAAAUAAUUAUUUGGUCAAUAACAAAAGUUUCUCAAUACUUUGUUAUAUACCCUUUGUUGGCAAUGACACAGGUCAAACGUUUUCUGUAAGUCUUCACAAGGUUUUCACACACUGUUGCUGGUAUUUUGGCCCAUUCCUCCAUGUUUUGGGGCUGUCGCUGGGCAACACGGACUUUCAACUCCCUCCAAAGAUUUUCUAUGGGGUUGAGAUCUGGAGACUGGCUAGGCCACUCCAGGACCUUGAAAUGCUUCUUACGAAGCCACUCCUUCGUUGCCCGGGCGGUGUGUUUGGGAUCAUUGUCAUGCUGAAAGACCCAGCCAUGUUUCAUCUUCAAUGCCCUUGCUGAUGGCAGGAGGUUUUCACUCAAAAUCUCACGAUACAUGGCCCCAUUCAUUCUUUCCUUUACACAGAUCAGUCGUCCUGGUCCCUUUGCAGAAAAACAGCCCCAAAGCAUGAUGUUUCCACCCCCAUGCUUCACAGUAGGUAUGGUGUUCUUUGGAUGCAACUCAGGAUUCUUUGUCCUCCAAACACGACGAGUUUAGUUUUUACCAAAAAGUUAUAUUUUGGUUUCAUCUGACCAUAUGACAUUCUCCCAAUCCUCCAAAUGCACUCUAGCAAACUUCAGACGGGCCUGGACAUGUACUGGCUUAAGCAGGGGGACACGUCUUGUACUGCAGGAUUUGAGUCCCUGGCGGCGUAGUGUGUUACUGAUGGUAGGCUUUGUUACUUUGGUCCCAGCUCUCUGCAGGUCAUUCACUAGGUCCCCCCGUGUGGUUCUGGGAUUUUUGCUCACCGUUCUUGUGAUCAUUUUGACCCCACGGGGUGAGAUCUUGCGUGGAGCCCCAGAUCGAGGGAGAUUAUCAGUGGUCUUGUAUGUCUUCCAUUUCCUAAUAAUUGCUCCCACAGUUGAUUUCUUCAAACCAAGCUGCUUACCUAUUGCAGAUUCAGUCUUCCCAGCCUGGUGCAGGUCUACAAUUUUGUUUCUGGUGUCCUUUGACAGCUCUUUGGUCUUGGCCAUAGUGGAGUUUGGAGUGUGACUGUUUGAGGUUGUGGACAGGUGUCUUUUAUACUGAUAACAAGUUCAAACAGGUGCCAUUAAUACAGGUAACGAGUGGAGGACAGAGGAGCCUCUUAAAGAAGAAGUUACAGGUCUGUGAGAGCCAGAAAUCUUGCUUGUUUGUAGGUGACCAAAUACUUAUUUUCCACCAUAAUUUGCAAAUAAAUUCAUUAAAAAUCCUACAAUGUGAUUUUCUGGAUUUUUCUUUCUCAAUUUGUCUGUCAUAGUUGACGUGUACCUAUGAUGAAAAUUACACGCCUCUCUCAUCUUUUUAAGUGGGAGAACUUGCACAAUUGGUGGCUGACUAAAUACUUUUUUCCCCCACUGUAUAUGGAAAUAUACCACAAACCCCCAAGGUGCCUUAUUGCUAUUAUAAACUGGUUACCAACGUAAUUAGAGCAGUAAAAAUAAAUGUUUUGUCAUACCCGUGGUGUACGGUUUGAUAUACCACGGCUGUCAGCCAAUUAGCAUUCAGGGCUCGAACCACCCAGUUUAUAAUACCCUGUACAUUACAGGCUCAUUAGCUGCAUGACAAUGAGCUUCCUCCAUGUUCAAGUCUUGUAUACAUAGUUGUAGCCCAGGUCUUUACAUGUGUGUCCCUUCUCUUUGGUCAUUUGUAAUGUCUUUAAUGGCUUAUUGUUAGACAAGCAUGAGAGUUCUAGUGGCAUUAGUAUGCAGAGGUGUACUGUAGAUAGAAGAGCUGUCAAUGUUAUCUUAACCUCAGACUAUUCCAACACACAUUUCACCCCUUCAGUGGUAGCAUAUGUAUUUAAUCAGAUCUCCUGUGUCUUGUAUGGGACUACUAACUCUGUCUGUCUGUCUGUCCUCUCCCUAGUUCCGUGUGUUCACGGCGCCGUUCCACCGCGUGGAGUUUGCAGACUUCUGGCUGGCCGACCAGCUCAACUCUCUGGUGAUUGUACUGAUGGACCUGGAGUAUCUCAUCUGCUUCUACAGCUUCGAGCUCAAAUGGACCGACCGCAAAGGCCUCCUGCCCAUGUUCAACGGUGAGUUAGACCAUAACUAGUACCUACCGUUGCUCUGUAAGUGCAGAACUGUCAUGUCAGGUAUGCAGUGAGGUAACAGCCGAAUGUAUAUAACCCAAACCUAUAUAUCAUGCUGGUUCAGCAACUCUGUUCAAACUCAUCUAUAACAGUAUUGUUUUGUUUAGGAGAUAUGCACUGUUGUCCAUAUUCAGUGGGAUCUGUCUGUCCAUCUGCCUGCCUGCCUGUCUGUCUGUCUGUCUGUCUGUCUGUCUGUCUGUCUGCCUGUGUCUGUUUGUUUGUCUGGAAAAUGAGAUAUUAAUGGUUCUCCUCAGUAAUUUGCAGCCCUCUGCUGUGGCCCGAAAAAUCAGCAGGGAGGUAAUUGAAUGGAAAUGUUUGUGUCCAGCAGUGUGACUCUCAUGCUGAUUAGCUGUCCACUCAGAGAGUCAAAUCAAAUCAAAAAGUAUUUGUCACAUGCUUCGUAAGCAACCGGUGUAGACUAAAAGUGAAAUGCUUACGGGCCCUUCCUAACAAUGCAGAGAGAAAGAAAAUAGAGAAAUAAUAGAAAAGUAAAACACGUAAUAAUAAACGUAAGUAAUGAUAACUUGGCUAUAUACACAGGGUACCAGUACAGAGUCAAUAUGCAGGGGUAUGAGGUAAUUGAGGUAGAUAUGUAUAUAUAACUAGGAAUAAAGUGCCAGAUAAUAAACAGUAGCAAAAGCGUAUAUGCCUGGAGUCUUUGACAAUUCUUAGGGCCUUCCUCUGACACCACCUGGUAUAGAGGUCCUGGAUGGCAGGGAGCUCGGCCCCAGUGAUGUAGAGAGUGCUGCUGCUGCUGUGUGUGUACAAUGGUGACCCUGGCUGUGACCCUACUCCCUGCGAGUGUCUCAGGGGGAGUUGGGAAUGCAAGAAACACAUUUCCAUUACACACUUUGUAACAGGACAAAUAUAAGCACCCCCCAAAUGAUUAGUAUUAUUAUUAUUAUGUGUGUGUGUGGGAGAAGGAGAGAGGGAGAGUGUAGAGCGAACAGCACAAUGUAGUGGAAUGGCAAUGAGUCAAAGCACUGGGACUACAGCUAGCUAGUCUUGAGCUGUCUCUCUCAGUGAGAAGUUGUCUCUGUGGAGCAACCUGUGUGAGUCCAACAAAUCCAUGAAUGUCCCUCCAUUCCAUUCCAACAGAACAGUUCAAAAAGUCAAGCUGUAAGAAUGGUUGAUACCAGAACCAUAUACAAAAUGGAAAUAUGGCUGUGGUUGAUAAAUGUUUUGGUUGUUGUUAAAAUGUAAUUUUCUCCCCCAUUCCCACCAGGUGAUUACAUAUGCCACAGUUACUCCUACGGUAUCCGUGCCAUCAUCCAGUGUCUGCCUGCUUGGUUCCGUUUUGUGCAAUGCCUCCGUCGGUACCGAGACACCAAGCGAGCCUUCCCUCACCUGGUCAACGCUGGCAAAUACUCCACCACCUUCUUUGUGGUCACCUUCGCUGCACUCUACAGCACCCACAAAGGUAAGGAGACACACCCAGCUCUCUGA
Molecule: messenger RNA, 11141 nt
Organism: Coregonus sp. 'balchen'
Lineage: Eukaryota; Metazoa; Chordata; Actinopteri; Salmoniformes; Salmonidae
Source: the annotation of a GenBank genome assembly